Messenger RNA from Ambispora leptoticha, 1809 nucleotides. Lineage: Eukaryota; Fungi; Glomeromycota; Glomeromycetes; Archaeosporales; Ambisporaceae. The record is from the annotation of a GenBank genome assembly.
AUGAAGUUCGCUGCUGCUUACAAAAGUUUUUCUCAAGAAAUUAUGGAACAAAUCGAGUAUUAUGUUAUAUAUGGUCAGUGUGAUAUAGCAACGAUUAGGAAUCUUCUUCAGCCGAAGUAUCCGGAUCAUGUCUUUCUUACUCAAGAUCUUGGAAAUGCCAUUCAAAAAAUCAAGCAGGAAAAAGGGAUAAACUUAAGUGAUGCAUCAUCUUUAUUGACCAAACUUUUAGAGUUUCAAGCUAAUGAUUCACAAUGGUUUGUAAAACCAUUAAUAGAUGAUAAUCAUCUAAUUGGUAUUUUUUGGAUGUCUCCAAAACAAUGCAAAAGAUGGUCCAAAAGUAGGUUAGCAGCACAGGCAUUUAUACAGGAUGAAAGACAAGAAUUAUAUGAAUGGUUGCUUCAAUGUUGUUUAGAAGCAUGUGAGAUUCCUCUAUUAACGUUUGUUACAGACGCAGAUCCUGCAAUGAUUGCGGCAAUUUCUAUCAUAUUUCUCAAAACUCGCCAUAUGCAAUGCUUAUAUCACCUUUAUCAAAAUAUUUCAAAGAACUUUCGUUCAUGUUUAGGAUCAUUUUACCAUGAUUUCCUUAAGGAUUUUAAAAAUAUUCAGCGUUCUCACUGUGAAGAAGUAUUUAAACAGAGAAUUCAAGGUCUAAUUAAAAAAUACAAAGCAGUGGAAAAAUAUAUAACAAUGUUAUUAGAUCGAAAAUAUACAUGGGUAAAGUGCUUCACAUCUUGCUGCUUUACAGCAGGAACACAAUCAACACAACGUGUCGAAUCAGAGAAUGAAUUAAUUAAAAAGGCUAUACAGUCAAGCUCUUCUUUUUUGGAAGUUCAAGAAGCUCUGGAAAAUCGACUUGAAUUUGAGUCGAUUAAUAAUCGCUAUUCAAUUUGGAAAUCAUCAACAUUACAGUAUACUCAACCAUUUAUUAUACAAACAUUUUUUACCAGUAUUGAUCAUAUAAUGAAAAAAUUUCUUACUCAACCAAUUCAUGAUGCACAUUAUAAGCAAAUGUGUCAAUCCGUAUGUUACCUUGCAUGUCAAGUAUCUAUGUCAGAAAUUUUAUUAUCUAAUGAUGAUUUGUUUGAACCAUUUUUUGAAAAAGAACCGGAUGAUAAUUUAGAUAUUCUACUUGAAGCAGAUAAAGAUCGAGAACUUAAUUUACAAUCUUUAAUUUCAAUGGUUAACCACAAUGAGAUUUUAGAAAUUUGGAAAGUUUCCUGCUAUAAUCAUCCAAAAUGCUAUCAACAUGUAAUUUUGCUUAACAAUAGUGAACAUUUGUGCAUGUGCUUUAUGCUUAUUACACAUGGAGUUAUAUGUCAACAUUUUUUAAAAAUUUUUACGGUAUCUGCUAAAGCGUAUUUUCAUUUAAAGUUAAUUCCUAACCAUUGGUACAAGGAUGAAUAUUUUGAAUCAGCUAAAAAGGCAAUCCAAUAUGCAAUACAGGAUGGGUGCGAUGAUUUAAUGCAAUUUUUGAAAGAAUUUAAUAAACGGAAAGAGGAUCAACAGAUUCAAGCCGAAUUAAUCAAGCAGCAAGAAUUAUUGAAUAUUUGGAAAAUUACUACAAAUGGCAAUCAGAUUAUCUGUAAUACAAAUGGGAUUUUACUCGAUUCGAUGCAAGUCUUAGAUCUGAUAAAGCAUAAACCAAAGGGAAGGCCAUCAUCAAAACGGUUAAAAUCGUCCAUUGAACAACCUAAAAGUAACAGUAAAUCAAAAUCAAAUGUGUCAAACAUAUCCAAUAAUGAUAGGUGUCGUAAAUGUGGAUUAUGUGGUGAAGGUGGACAUUAUCGUAAUACAUGUUCUGCUGCAUAA